Messenger RNA from Pistacia vera, 812 nucleotides. Its product is annotated as basic blue protein-like. The record is from RefSeq and is a predicted model, not a curated record. NCBI's taxonomy places the organism in Eukaryota, Viridiplantae, Streptophyta, Magnoliopsida, Sapindales, Anacardiaceae. Gene Ontology annotation, molecular function: electron transfer activity. The transcript is spliced from 2 exons. Gene Ontology annotation, cellular component: plasma membrane. Bases 175 to 723 code for a protein of 182 amino acids.
ACGAUCCCAAAAAUAUAAAGAAAUGAUCACAUUACUUAAUUCCACCGUCUGCAACAUCUUGAUUGAGUCUUUGCUUCAUAUAGAAAUAACCUCAAUACAUCCUCCAGCCAGUUACAACCAUCAAUACUCUUAAUUCAUUUCAUUGCUGUUCUUCCAUUAAUUUUCUUUCAAGCCAUGGAAGAUCAUAAGAUGAUGAUCUUCCUAUAUUAUAGGUCAAUAGUACUACUCUUUCUCUUGAUUAAUUUUUUGUUCUUGAAGGGCAUCAAGUCUGAAGUUUAUACAGUUGGUGAUGAGCAACACUGGAACGCAGAAGUCAAUUUUGAUUCAUGGGUUCAAGAAUACAAUUUCACUGUCGGUGAUGUUCUUGUUUUCAAAUACAGCAAGGGGCAGCAUAAUGUGUAUGAAGUAACAGAAGCGACAUAUCGAUCUUGUGAUGCGAGCAGUGGAGUAUUAGGUGAAUACGAAAGUGGAAAUGAUCAAAUCACACUCGAAGAGGCAAAGAAGUAUUGGUUUAUUUGUAAUAUUGCAGGCCAUUGCCUUGGAGGAAUGAGGUUCGGCAUUAAUGUAAAAGAAGCUACUUCGUCUAAUACUAAUUCCACAAGUGAUUCUCCAUUGCCACCAGUGGAACCAACUAAUUAUUCUUCUGUAAUCCAUGGUUUUCAAAGAUGGAACUUUGGGAUUCUCUUUCUUUCAUCUGCAGUUUUGUUAUUUAAAUUGUAUUAAGAGAUGGGGGAAUUUUGUUAUUUCGAUAAAUUUGUUGUAGCUUUCAUCCAUAUGAUAUGCCGAUUCAAUUUCACAAGAAGAAGAAAAUU